Messenger RNA from Erpetoichthys calabaricus (reedfish), 12659 nucleotides. RefSeq names its product rho-related BTB domain-containing protein 2-like. Gene Ontology annotation, molecular function: protein binding; GTP binding; GTPase activity. Bases 637 to 2766 code for a protein of 709 amino acids. The record is from RefSeq and is a predicted model, not a curated record. The transcript is spliced from 11 exons. NCBI's taxonomy places the organism in Eukaryota, Metazoa, Chordata, Cladistia, Polypteriformes, Polypteridae. Gene Ontology annotation, biological process: small GTPase-mediated signal transduction.
AAGGACGUCAAAAAGCUGAGAGCAGAGGGGCGUUGUGACGGAGAGAGACUAAGUGCGGGGGCUGCGUUGCUGCUGCUGUCGCUGUCACUGGCUCCCAAAGCGGAUACCGGAGUUGCCAGGACUGGCAUUCACUCUGCCAUGGCUACCAUUUCACAAGCCAGGCGGCUGGCUGUUGCGAGAGUGCAGCGAAUCAGCCUUCUCAUGCAUUUUUGGAUAUUUGACCGCUGAUUAAAAUAACAUCGCCUAUAGUGCGUGUUAGGCAUAUUUCCGACUGCCUUAUUGCUUCCGCUACAAAUAUACAUAUAUUUAGCUACAUUACUCUUGUUGAUUUUCUUUAAAACGAUUUUUGUGCUGGUGAUUUUUGUAAAUCGAAACACUGGUAUUCUCAUCCAUCGGCAUCGUAUAGACUGAAGCGUACCAAUGUUGUGACUUUGUACUCCAGGCAGAAGAGGCUCAUGCGUGUGUAAUGCAGGAAUACUCUUUCACCAUGUUGUUCCCUAUAAAGUCGUGCGUUUAUUGCGUGGCAUUGUAGAGGCCAUCCAGGUGGAACUGAUUCUUGUUACCUCGGCAACCACGGUUUUUGUUAAAUAACCGAAUUGACGGCCACAUCAUCUCUACACGGGAAGUUCCCAGUUGAUGGAUUCUGAUAUGGAUUACGAGAGGCCAAACGUUGAAACCAUCAAAUGUGUGGUAGUGGGAGACAAUGCUGUGGGAAAGACUCGUCUCAUCUGUGCCAGGGCAUGCAAUGCCACCUUAACACAAUACCAGCUUCUGGCUACCCAUGUACCAACUGUCUGGGCAAUUGACCAAUAUCGUGUAUGCCAAGAGGUGCUAGAACGAUCACGUGAUGUAGUGGAUGAUGUUAGUGUAUCACUUCGUCUAUGGGAUACUUUUGGUGAUCAUCAUAAGGACCGUCGUUUUGCCUAUGGAAGGUCAGAUGUGGUUGUUCUUUGUUUCUCCAUUGCCAACCCUAACUCUCUCCAUCAUGUUAAAACAAUGUGGUAUCAAGAGAUCAAGCAUUUCUGCCCACGGGCACCUGUUAUUCUUGUUGGUUGUCAGCUGGAUCUUCGCUAUGCUGAUUUGGAAGCUGUUAAUCGGGCAAGACGUCCUCUUGCCAGACCUAUAAAGCCCAAUGAAAUCCUGGCCCCAGAAAAGGGUAGAGAAGUGGCAAAGGAGUUGGGAGUACCUUACUAUGAGACAAGUGUUGUGGCACAGUUUGGAGUAAAGGAUGUUUUUGACAAUGCAAUUCGAGCUGCACUCAUCUCAAGGCGCCACUUACAGUUCUGGAAAUCACAUCUGCGCAAUGUGCAGCGGCCUUUGCUCCAGGCACCAUUCCUUCCUCCCAAGCCACCACCACCUAUGAUCUUAGUACCUGAUCCACCUUCUACAAUCGAGGAGCACCCUGGACGACUUCUUGAAGACCCUCUUUGUGCAGAUGUAAUUCUCAUCCUGCAGGAGCGCCUACGAAUCUUUGCACACAAAAUCUACCUCUCCACCUCCUCCUCUAAAUUUUAUGAUCUCUUUCUCAUGGAUUUGAGCCCUGAGAACUGUGACUCUGACAGGACAGCUGGCUAUCUCCAUACCCAGUGUCAGCCACUAGGGGGCCGUGACCUCCUUAUGCGGGCUGCUAGUUUUGAUGUAUCUGAGAGCAGUGAUGAAGGAAAUAGGUCAAAUCUAAGGACCUCCACUAGUGAUGGAACAUUAAAAGGUGAUAAUUAUGAGAAUUCCAGGAGAGGUCGAUUAUUGUAUACCUGGAGUCGGGCUUUUGUGAGUAUUCAGGAGGAAAUGGUGGAAGACCCAGUUACUUACAAUUUACGGCCUAUGACUGUAGUUCGAAUGGAUCCAUCAGUGCAACCAGGGCCUUUCCGUGCUGUUCUACGAUAUCUUUACACAGGACAGCUGGAUGAACAUGAGAAGGAGCUCAUGCACAUUGCUCACAUUGCGGAGCUGCUAGAGGUGUUUGAUCUGCGAAUGAUGGUGGCCAACAUUCUCAACAAUGAAGCGUUCAUGAAUCAGGAAAUUACCAAGGCUUUCCAUGUGCGACGUACCAAUCGUGUCAAAGAGUGCUUGGCCAAAGGAAACUUCUCAGAUGUUGUAUUUAAGCUGGAUGAUGGGACAGUUAUGGCCCAUAAACCUUUAUUAAUCUCUAGCUGUGACUGGAUGGCAGCCAUGUUUGGAGGGCCUUUUGUUGAGAGCUCUACCAAAGAGGUAUUGCUGCCUAAUACUACCCGUAGCUGCAUGCGUGCAGUACUUGAGUACCUUUAUACGGGACAGUUCUGCUCACGUCCAGACCUUGAUGCCAUGGAGCUUAUUGUGCUGGCAAAUCGACUGUGCCUACCACAUUUGGUGGCAUUAACUGAACAGUACACAGUGAACUUAUUGAUGGAAGCAACCCUAAUGGGAGCUGACAUUGAUGGGGACGUGCUGGUUUAUUUAGAGAUGGCACAGUUUCACUGUGCCAUUCAGCUUGGCAGCUGGUGCCUGCAUCACAUCUGUACCAACUAUAACAAUGUGUGUCGUAAGUUUCCAAGAGACAUGAGGGCCAAAUCAGCAGAAAAUCAGGAGUAUUUUGAGAAACAUCGUUGGCCGCCUGUGUGGUAUCUGAAGGAAGAUGAUCAUUAUCAACGGGCACGUAAAGAGCGGGAAAAGGAGGACUAUCUUUAUCAGAAACGCCAGUCCAAACGCAAGUGGCUUUUUUGGAACUCACCCUCAUCAUCUUCCUCUGCUUCAUCUUCUUCUUCUUCUAGCUCCUCUGCUGUUGUCUGAUUUGUUCACUGGGAUCUUGCCUGAUUGAAUGAAUACCUCUUCCCAUAUCUUCAGAUUCAGAUGGGGAGUAAGUGUUGGGUUAGAUUUGAUUGAGCCAAGGCAGUACUUAGUCAUACUAGAUGCCUGCUUGCUCUUCAGAGAUGUCCAGGUAAAAUUAUCAGUGGCAUGAGUUGUAGCUUUUCUCAUUGGCUGCCAGUGCCAGGUUAUGUACAGACCAAUGAGUGCAGACACAUAUGAAUAUGCCACACUUAAUGUGUGGUACUUCUUUUAAUAAUUCUUCUUAAUGCUCAGGCAUUUCAUCACUUAACAAGAAGUUGUUUUGUGAGCUCUGUCACUCUGUGCUUUCCGAAAAGGGUUGGAUUUCUCCAAUUCCUAUCAGUUUGUUCUGUUUACAACCGUGAAGUGGAACCACAACAAUGACAAAAAAGCAAAAAUGAGAACUAUUCCAAUAUUUUUUAUCUUAUUCCUUUUCACUCUUUUGCUGCAAUGGUAUCAAGCCUACAGGUGUUCAAAAUGCUUUGUGUUCUGUUUGAUUAAAAAAAAAAAUCCUAUGGAGCAUUCAAAGAUUUCCUGAGGUCAUGCUUUAGCUCAGCGGGUGCCAUUAGGAUUGAGUUAGGAUGAUUUUUUGGGUACGCUGUUACACACUCUGUGUAGCCGGAAAUUAUUUGUGAGAUUGUUUUGUCUUUCUGCACCUGAGAUAGAUGAUCUGCAAAUUACAAAAUCCUUUGAGGAAUAUGAGCCUAUUCCUCCACCUUCCAGUAUCUGUCUUGUGCAAUACUCCUGAGCCUCGAAUCAUUUGUCUGUUUUAGAUAAUAUUUCAGAAGUGUGCAUUGACCUUCUUUUUACACUUACACAUUUAGAUGGAAAGGUUAUCCAUAUUGCAACAGAUUAUUUAUAUUUUUUCCCAUAUGGUAUGACAGUACCUCAUUUGGAGAAGACAUUUUUGCUUUUUCCAUAUGGUAUCUUCAGUACUACAUCGGAGCAGGAUCAGUUUACACUGGACUUCACUUGCAAUUGGAUUAUUAUAGCUUUUGGAUUCAAUCUACAAUUAUUUAUGUAAACUGGAUUUCAUUGUCAUUAAAAUGGAUUCUCAUUUUUACCAAAGGUUUGAUCUCCUAAAAACAUAACCUUCCUCCUUGGAACUGAGCUCCUCAAUUGAGCUUUGAACAACAGUUAAGCUGGACUAAAAUAAGUGUAAAAUUGAGAUUUAUACUGGUUCAAUAUCACAUUAGCAUUUUCAUUUUACACUUGUAUUUGACAAACAUUUUAAGCUUAAGUUUCUCACUUUGUUGAAACUCGCUUGCACUGGAUGUGAUUAUAGUUUUUUUUUUUUUCCUUUUUAUUCUAAAAUUCAAUGUUUUUACAUAUCACAAUUGUACUUACAAAAUGCAGUGUCAUCAAAAAAGGGUAAUCUGGGAUUUCAAAAUUUAUUAUCUGUUUUAGUUCAGACCAAAACUCAGGUAUCAUUUCUUAAAUAUACAGUAUAUGUAAUGUCUCAAGGUGUAAAGUUAUACUUUAAUGGGUCUCGAUUUGAGCACAAUUUGUAGUUCAACAGAUAUUUAAGAUGAACUCUGUUUCCAUCCAAAAGUGUAUCUUAAAUAACUGUUACUAAAUCUGUUUUUAGUCUGUUAUAUACUGUAUGUGGACACAUCAGAGGAUUUAUCCAGCAUAGGCAAGGAAUUUCUUGCACCCCCAACAUGGAGAAGUCAAAUUGUUGGAGGGCAUGCUGUUGGCUUCCACUCAUAUGAAACUUGGUAUUUAUAGAAUGACAAACUUGUGGACUGGUACUGUCUGUUGGAUAAAUUGCACCAGCUAGAACUGUUUUAGGUAAUUAUGCAUUAUAUUCCAUAUACUAGUAUUAUUUAUAUCAAUUUGUAAGCUACUAUGAAGGACAAGUUUUUCGGUUUUUUUUCUGAGCUCCAUUUGCAUGACAGUAUGAAACAUUGCACACUUGGUUUGGAUAAUCAGGCAAUUAAUAUGACUACAUGUGACUAAAAGUAUGCAUUAACAAUCACUGUGACAGUAGUGUUUUAUAUGUUACAUCCUACAUAUCUUUUGCUGUAUUUUAUGAUAUAUUACGCUUUGAAAUCCUAGAAUUCUUCUUAGAUGACUUGGUACUGAAAGAGGAAUCUUUGUUUACAUUCAACUUUGGAAUCUGUAAUACAGCAAAUGCAUUAUACAGUAUUUCUAGUUUUCUUCUGAAAUUGUCACAUCUCGCACUUAAUAUUGGAUGAGCAUAUAUGACUACACUUCAUCUCUAUUUUUUAUAUCUCAGUGCGCCUUCUUUUACUGCUUGCUGCUUUAUUACAUUAAUGAAAAGUUGAUUUGCCAGUUAAUGUGAUUUUUGUGUAAUACAUGCAGUAAAAUUAACAGUAUUUCUAAAAAUGAAAAUUUUCAGCUAUUUAACAAAUACAAAAUAUUUUGCAGUUGGAAGAGCACGAAAGAAACUCUUGGAUGCCACAUCUUGGCAGUGUUUAAAUAUUUGAUACACCUUUUAACAUUUUCCUCAGGAAACUGGCAGAGACUUGAUGUAGUGUAAUGUGCUCUUCAUUAUAGCUGCCACUGCACUGAAUGAAACCCUCUGAGAACCAGCAUCAACACAACAAGAUACUCUGUGGUUUAAAACAAAUGAAACAUUGUGUGAAAAAAGGGGAUCCAAACUAUUAAUGCAAAAGGAAAAAUUGUGGUGAGGUAUAAGGCAAAAAAAAAAGCCUUCUGCUUAAGAGGGUCAGUGCGAAAAUCUUCUUUCUAGCAAAUGCUAAAGGAAGCUGCAGUUAUACACUAACACCAAACUUCACUUCUGAAGAUCUUACAAAAUCUAUUAAGAAUACUUAUUGUGUUUACUCUGUCUAUAAUUAACAAUCCACUUUUCAUGCUGAAAAUUCUUUGGACGCAAACUAUAAUUUUUAUCUGAAGAGCUGGUCUAUUCUUCUUAGCCACAUAUUCCCUUUGUGUUCAGGUGUGCAUUUAAAAGUAGACAUUGAAAGUUUGGGUGUUAUAAGCAGUGAUUUGUAUAAAAGUAUUAAAAAACAUCAAAUUCACUGAAAAUAUGCUACAUUCUGAAACCAAAGAAAACAUACCACAAAUACUGUAGCACCCAGAACAUCCAGCAAACAAUACUUACCACAUUCAUUUUCAUUUUAAAUGUUCUUCUUCAAAGAACUUCUGAUAUACUUGCAUUACAAAGAAAAAUGAACCUUUUUGACAUUACUUCUCUUUUAACAAUGACAGCAUGACAAAUAUGAAGAAAGCAUAGCUAGGAAACAAAUAUAUCAUUUCUUCUUCCAUAAACUUUUACGGAAAUGAAAGUUGCAGUCAAAGCUGAACAUUGGCAUUAUCUUCACAAAGCCUUUGUAUCAUGUUGUUUGAAACUACAUACAAAAUAAAUGUUAUUACACUUGGCAAAAGAGAAACUGCAUGGUAUAUAACAUUUUUACCGUUUAGUGUUGCUCAGUUGUGUCUGACUAUACAGUAUAGAGAUCAAUUGAGGGAUCAUUGUAAUAGAUACAGUGAUCUAGCACCUUAAUAACACUAAAAGACACUUCACACACUAAACAUAAAAAUCAUAGGCAAUGUAUGACAGUAGGCCUUAAAAAUAUGAAAUGUGACAUAUUCCUACAAAAAAAGCUUCCAAAUAGUGGCAUAUUAAUAUAUAAAUGGAGAAUUAACUUAUGAAUUAAUUAAUUGAUACAAUAAAUUGAGUCUCUAAGUUGUGCAGUGUGGGUAUCUGGUUGUGUGCACUAUGGUGGAUAUCCAACAUGUUUUGGUUUCUACCUUGUGCCUGAUAUGGUAGAGAAAGCUUUUGGCUCUCCUUUAAUAGAUAAACAGGAUCCAGAAAAGUGAUGCAAAGAUAACAAAAAUGGAUCUAAUGUAGUCUUAUCUGUUUGUCAUUUUUGAGACCUCAUUUUUUUCAAUACAGGAUCAUGCAGAGAGAUGAUUAUAUCACAAAAGUGCAAAAAAUCUCAAAAUUCUAGCAGCAAACUUCGCUGUUGUUCCAUAUGUAACACACAGUAUAAAAUCACACCUAUAGGUCAUUCUGCUUCAGUUUGUUUAAAUAUGUAUCUGUUUAUAUAUAUAUUUAUAUAUAAACACACAAACACAGUGUGUGCAACAUGUCAAUUUUGUGUUACGUCUGACAUGUACAGCUUGAAUCGAGUAAUGAGCCAUGGAACAUUAUAAACCUGUGCAAACAUAAUAGAUGAUACAAGAGAACUGUACAUGAUAUGGUUUGCCCUCUCAGUUGAACCAAUACAAUAAAUAGUUAAUGUAUACAAAUGUUUAAAAAAUACCACAAAUUGAAACUGACAGCUGUGAGUUUAAGGAUCAGCAAUUUUAUCCUUUCAGCUGAAGGGGCUGCCCUGGAAAUUUCAAACUCACAUUUCAUUGUCUUUUUUUUUUUUUUUUUAAGUGAAAAGAAGGAACUGACUAGAAGAAUGACACUGGCUACUGAUCUUGUUUAAACUGAUAUUUGACCUUCAUGUUACUGACUUUUUUCUACACCACAUACAGUAAACCACCAAGGCUGUCCAGUUGGCCCUGUCAUUCUUGUCAUUCAUCCACCUGAACUUGUGUUAAUACACAUUAAAAUUUUCAGUCGACUCAGCUGAAUAAGAAAGCUGGCCUCCUUUGGCCCACAACAUACAGUAGCAACACUUUUUUGUAUUAAGUAAUUUUUACCAUGUUUUUUAGAGCAUCAGCAUGCACUGGAAUCAUGUACUGUAGUUAUGCACAUAAAAUAGACCAGCCUGCUAUGGGCAAACUUGAUUGUACAAAGCUGGUUUGGGCGGUGCAUGCUGGAACAAAACAGACUGAGUUAAUCCUUAAGAUCUUACAAAGCCCUUACUACAGCUACUUUUAUUGUACCUAAAUCCUUGUAUGCAUUUUAUUAGGACUAAGCAACGUUUGCUAUUCACACAUUUUUCAGCUUUAUAUGAUCACUCUGAAACUAUUUCAAAAGCCAUGGCAAACAGAAAAAUGUUUGAAAAUAAGGCCCAUUUUCAAAAGGCUUUUAAUCAGAGCAUAUUUGUAAAUGUGUUGCAAUAAAUAAAUGAAUAACUGGUUGAUUACAGUAUUGAUUAACUAUAGACUUCUGAUUAAUAUAAUGCACAUGUAUGUUACAAAUUACUUUGAAUGAAAAAGAUCUUUAAUUAAAUUCCUGUUAUUAUUUACUCAGGACUGUUCACAUGGAGAGGUCUUUGCAUGUUUACAAAUUUCAGUUAGUUAUGUGGACUUGGUCCUCUGAUUUGUAUUUAUUGAUCGAUCCAUUUUUACAGAGGAUCCACAGCUGCUUAGACUCUAGCUUGAAAUCAAGAGGGAGAUAGCCUGCACAUUUCCUUCCUUCUAUGAGUAUUCACUUACUGACACCUUAUCGUUAUGCUCCAGUAGCACUGACAUGGCAUGAGGCCUUCAAAAAAGCAAACAGAGUUCCAGAAUCACUCAAAAUACCCACUAGAGGGGGAAGAAACCAUCAAACCACAACUAAUCAUGAAAGUGCAAACAAAUAAUCUUUAUAAAUAAAAAUAUUUAUUUUCCAAAAACACUGUAAAACAGUUAAAGCUCCAAAGAGCACAAAAAGGCCCCAGAAGGAGCUGCCUGAAACUGGUAAUCCAGUAACACACAAAAAGGUUGAAAACACAGAGCAAUAGGUCUAGUAAAUCUACAAUAAACGUUUAAUAAUUAAAAUAUCACUAAGUCACCAACACCACAAGUGCAUUCAGUGAACCACACGGGGACUUCUUGUUUCCUCAGCCUUUAUAGGGUUGAGGACAGUCCAUUGACAAUGAUGGACAGGUGGCCCCAUCACUUAGGGAACCACCUACAACGUACAUGGAACAUGAUAGGGAAAGGAUAGACACAUAGAAAUUAAAUAAUACAGAAAAUUAAUUUGAAAAAAAUACACAGAAUAAGGCAACUAAUUAGCAUUCCCUUCCUAAUUCUUCUAUAAAGUCAUAGUUAGUCUUAAGCACCCUGGUUUUCAGAACCCUUGUAUUUAAUGUCUGACUGAAAUAUUGAAUUGAUCUUAAACUUACAAUUUUUUUUGUCAUUUUCCAGAAUGACCACAGCAGCAUCUCUUUGAAAUGCAAAAUAUCUGUUUCUUUUCUGUUUUACAUUUUGCCUAUGACCUACCUUUUGGACUUUGUGAGCCUUAGUUUCACAAGCUAGAUAGCUUCAUACUUUUCACAUGACCCUUCAGCUUGCUUUUGUUUUGUUUGCAUUACCAUUUGACCCUCAUUAUUUAUUUUUACAGAGAUAAGCUGCUUUUUUAUUUCAAGAAUUGAAUAAAAUAUCAAUAAAAUGUAAAAUAAGUAUCACAAAAUUAAGUAUAUGAUUGCAGAAUUACCAGUACUUGCAAAACACACAGACCAACGAUCCUAAAAUAAAAUGCUACACAAGGCUAAAUAUAAACAACAGUAAACUCUUCGCCUGUUGUUUGCAAACGUAAGAACUUGCAUUUGAUUAUGAAUUCUGAACAUGGAUGUACUGUGUCCUGGCGGAUGGGCUUGUGGGGGCCAUGAUUUAAUUACAAUACACUUUUGUGCCCACCAGGCUGCUACAACCUAAAUUUCCAGAACAUAUCAGGUCACAAGCAUUUGAUUAAAAACCAAGAUCAACAUUCUACCCCAUUAGUUUGUGAGUAAUCACGAGCAGACAUUAUCAUUGCAGAACUACAAAUUGCAAAAUAACAUGGAAAGAAAAAUCUACUACAAUUAACCCCAAAAAUAUAUUGUAACACGAGGGCCAAGGUGAAAAAAAAAGCAAAGAUUUAACACUUAGAACUAUGAGAAAACUUGAGGGCAAAAUUAAUAGUCUUCUUGCAAAUAUUAAGAAAAAGUGAUAACAUCAUGAAGCCCAAAAUACAGAUCUGCAAGCAAGAAUUCACAAUACAAUGUCACUGAGCUAACAUGAAAAUCUGAGUACAGAUUACUGAUAAAGCAUGGAAUAGCUUAAGGUUCAAAAUGGUAAUCCUGUCAUAAAAUAAAGGCCUGAAAUUAAAAAAUUGCUUGCAAUGUUUUGUAAAGAAAUAUAAGAUAAUGCCCAAAAUAAAUGGGAAAGAUUCUAUAUAUAUAUAUAUAAAUCUAUUUAACAUCUGCCUGUACAAAUAAAAAAUGUGAUAAAACAAUGGCAGUGAUAUAAAUAAAUAAAUCUUACUAGAACUCCUCUUAGAAAAGAAAACCUGCACACAAUAGUCACCAGACAAAUGUGUAAAGUCAUCUAUCUAUCUAUGGCACGUUUUGCAGCCAUUUUUAAAGUUCAUGUUAGCUCCCAGAGGUUUAUUCUUGUCUUCUGAAAGUCUUCUUCAACUUGAGCUCCACUCCUUUUUUUCAUACUCCCCUGAGAUACAAAGGUGUGGAGCUUUAUUAUGAGAACUGGAUUAACACCUUAGUGCCUAUACAAUAUGAAACUAGGAUCACCGACUUACACUGAGCUACAGGAAAUCAUUUUAUGCGCAGUUCAUUACGUAGCUGAAAGCAAACAUAUGUGUCCUCUUUUCAGCAAAGUUCCUCCUUGUUUGUCUGUUUUUUGUUUGUUUGGCUAAUCAAACCCAAAGCUGUACAAAUGACUGCUUGCUGAACACAGUCUGUCUUCAUCUUCCUGUUCAGAUGCACAACAUCUCAGUCUUAUGUCAAAGCCUUAACAAAUUAUUAAUACACUGUAUGCAUAUAUAUAUUUUUUGUGAGUGCAUCUACUUUUGAGGCAGGAAUUUUGAAAUAGUAAACUUUUCCUUGGUAAACUCUCAUUACAAACUCAAAUCUCCCCCAGCUUUAGGUCCAACGGCAGAGAGAAGGGAUGGUGUGCAGCAUGGCCUUGUUUAACAGUGUGGGACUGUGGAUUUCAAAAAUAUCUUUGUGGCUUGUAAAUUUCAUGCAAGUCUUCUUUGUGUUUUGGUUAAGGAUUAAAUUUUCUCUUUUAUAAUACCUUUCUGUUUGGUAGAAAAAGUAUCAGUGUCUAGUACCAAAACGAAAACAACUCAAUGUCAGUCUGCUACUUGAGAAACGUUGAUACUGCACAUGCCUUUUAGGGUAAGUUAUACAAAGACAUUUAGACGUGUUUGGCUUGACAUAUUCAUUGUGUUGUUGGCUUUUAUUAAAAAGAAGUAAUCCAUCAACUGGAAAAUAUUCCAGAUGAGAAAGAUGAAAAAGCCUUAAACAAAGAACUACUUCUGCUUUUUCAAAUGUUGUACUGAACAGUGUGGCACAAUCAUUGUAAUCGCAGUCUAGCGUCCUCAUUGCGUUAGCUUGAAGGUAGUUGACGAUACUUCACUUGGCAUCUUUUUGAGUGAUUAUAGUUAGUGUGCAGCUCCUCAACUUUAAAACAUGGUUGCAUGUUUAAGUGGUUUGCUCUCACCUCCAUCCCUAAGUCCCCUCCACUAUCUUCAUUCACUUUUGGUUGGAUUUAUUAUUGUCUUGUUUCAAAUAUAGCUUCAACAUGCAAGGUGAGUGUCAGUAAUCUUGCAUGGUAUGAAUUAUUUUUUCCUUGUGACACAGUUGUUCAUGCUGCUCCCUCACAGAUCUAGCAUCAUGGAUUUGAGUAGAGCAGCACCUCAUCCUCCAGGCUUGGUUCUUGCUUUGGGAUUGCCACUGACCCUUGCAGAUUAAGCAGAUAUAAGAAUGUUCUAUUACACAUAGUGCAUGAUAAAAUGUGCACACAAUGCAUGCCACCUGCUAUGAUCCACCAUAGGUGGGGCUGGUUUUGUAGCUAAAAUCACGCCAUGGCUGAAUGAGGGUUUCUGUUCUUUAACUGUUCAACAUUUUCAGAGGGUUAAUUCUGUUAAGAUGGUAUCACUACACGGCUCGACACAGGAGUGCAUGUCAAAUUUAAUAACUGCAGUUGCUGAAUCUUAUUGCUGACUAGGAAUUGCAGGGUGUCAUUAAUUAAUGUGAUUCCGUCACUGUACAUCAAAGGUUCCAAGUUUCCAUUUACACUUCAAAAGUAGUGUAAUGUCACCUCAUUUUGAGAGCCAGUUUCUGUGAACUUCCAUGGUUAGUGACUGAAAAAGCAACUAUGAACAGGCAAGCACCUGUGCGCUCUUCAGAUUUUGACAAGCGCCCCCUCUAUAUGCACAAAACACCCCAUUUCCUUCUUUUCUUUCAGUGGCCACUGUUCCUCUUUGUGUCUGAGGGCAUUUUAUGCAUUUCUUGUCACUCUCUCACACACACACACACACACACAGGUCCCCCCGCCGUUUCAUGUAACCUGCUUGAUCUUCUCUUAGCGAGCCGCAGAGCGCCUUAUGACCGAGUCGUUGGGCUUGUCCUACUAUUUGACUACAUGUACAGUGGUGCUGUGAUUGAAGAUGGCUGGAAAGUCACGUCGUCUGACACCAGCUUUAGGCGCAGUUGGCUUUGAGCUUCACUGUAGAGUUGGCCUCUGAAAGAAAAACACAUUUCUAUCCUUGCACUCCUUUGCGAAUUAUUACUACUAUACAAUAUAAACAGGAAAUAAUGUGGGAUUAACAUACUGCAUGUCAUGGUUUAUGUUAGGCAGAAGAGAGACUGGAAUAUUUUCCUGAAGGAUAUUUUUCACAAGCAAACUACUAGAAAACAUUUCUUCAAGUUAUUUACUUGUGAAUUUUGCUUUCAUUGGUAUUGUGUGUUAAAAAAGACUGACAUUGUGUUCAGGUGCUGGUCAAAAGGCUCCAAUAAAGCACAAACACAAGGACCCGCUUUCAGCUCUAUACACAGAAUUGUGAAUUGUAGAGGAAAAACUGAUUUAAAUUGAAUGUCUUCUUCUUUAAAGUGGAUUCAGUAUACUUUUCAAUUGCCUUUUUCCUUCCUCAGAAAAAAUUAUUUUUGUACUGGUUUGUUAGUAAACAAAAUGUAAAGUUCACUUCUGUUGCAUGCAUCAGUGGAGACAUGUAAAUAAUAUUUAUGUAAUAAAUUCAAUUAUCGAGA